Molecule: messenger RNA, 569 nt
Organism: Drosophila ficusphila
Lineage: Eukaryota; Metazoa; Arthropoda; Insecta; Diptera; Drosophilidae
Product: cuticle protein 16.5
Source: RefSeq, a predicted model, not a curated record
GCGCGGCCUUCGUGUCCAAGUGGCUUUGGCCACUAUAAAAGCCACCCAACGCGAUCAACUCAACAUCAAACCAAGCUCUCAGCUUCAAGUAGUCACAACUACCAAACAAACCAACCCAAACAAUCAACAUGAAAUUCUUCGCCGUCUGCUUCUUCGCUGUUGUGGCUGUGGCUGCUGCCAAGCCCGGAAUCGUGGCUCCUCUGGCCGCCGCUCCUCUGGCUUAUACCGCUCCGGCUGUGGUGGGCAGUGCCGCCUACGUGGCGCCCUACGCCUCCAGCUACACCGCCAACACGGUGGCCCACAGUGCCGCCUUCCCCGCCGCCUACACCGCCCCCAUUGCCGCUCCUCUGGCCGCCGCCUAUACCGCUCCAGUUGCCGCCGCUUACUCCGCUCCCAUCGCUGCCGCCUACGCCGCCCCAGCUGCCUACACCGCUGCCUAUACCGCUCCCGUUGCCGCCGCCUACACCGCCCCCAUCGCCCGCUACGCUGCCGCUCUCGCCGCCCCUGUGGCAGCUGCCUACACCGCCCCCAUUGCCGCAGCCGCCGCUCCCGUUCUCCUCAAGAAGUAA